Molecule: messenger RNA, 3803 nt
Organism: Rubroshorea leprosula
Lineage: Eukaryota; Viridiplantae; Streptophyta; Magnoliopsida; Malvales; Dipterocarpaceae
Source: the annotation of a GenBank genome assembly
GUUCUGUGCGUAAAGGAAAAAGAAGAGCAUGGUAGAAUUUGUUGUGAUUCCAAAAGUUGUCCUUUUAAUAAAGGAAUCACAUGUUUAUGAGCUGUCAUACACCUGAUGGUCUUCUGUUUAUAUGAAAUGUUCAGUUUUUUCCAGAACAGAACGUUACCGAGCAUUGUUGGAGGGAUGAGAGAGAGAUCUGUGCUCUGUUUCGUUUUUGGCCCUAAACGGGCAAGAAAGUUAAGAAAUUAAGAGCGCUGACAGGCUGUUGACUCUUCUAGCCAUUGGAUCAACGGCCUUUUCAAUGGCAAAGUUUCUUGCAGUUCGAAUUUCUCCCUCCAUGGAAACAGACAGCUUCCUCCUCCCACCGCCCAUGGGAUUCUGAUUCUUCCAACGGAGUUCGAAAUUUUUGAUUUUCAUCUCAAAUUAAAACUUAGUGGUAGCAACACGCCAAAUAUUUGGUUAGCUGUUUGUUUUACAUAUAUUUUCACAAAAGUCAAAAUCCAAAUUUUUUUAAUAGAAAAUUAGAAAAUGGCGGAGUGUUGUAUCGCUGUUGGUACUGGUGUUGUUACUGGUGUUGUUGGCAAAUGUAAAGAGAUCCUGGUUGAUCUACUUUUAAAGCUAAUCUGGAACCGAAUCACGCGUGUGUUCAAGUCGGGGUCUAAUGUGAAGACUCUGAAGGAAAAGGCAGGGAAGCUGGUUGCUGAAAAACAGCGUGUGCUGCAAUUUACUGAAGCUGCUGAACGAAGAGGGGAAGAGGCCGCACUGAAUGUCAUGAAUUGGCUUACAAGUGCAGAGGAGUACAUUGGAGAGAUGGAGAAGUUAGGAGAUGACGAAGACAAAGCAAAGGAGAAGUGCUUCGCUGGGUUGUGUCCUAAUCCCAGGGCCCGUUACCAAAUUAGCAAGAAAGUAGAGGAGUAUUUGGAGGCUGUUGCUCCACUUCUAGAAGAAGCUUCCGGAUCCGGGUUCCUAGUUUCCUACCCGCUUCCUCCAAAAGAGAUAUCGAUCGGAGCAGCUGAAGGUUUUAAGCAAUUUGAAUCAAGAAUGCCGAUUCUGAACCGUGUUAUGGAGGCCUUGAGAAGUGCUAGUGUUCACAAGAUAGGCAUCUACGGGCUUCCUGGUGUGGGCAAGACCACGUUAGCCAAAGAGGUUGCCAGACAAGCCAAGGAAGCGCAGUUAUUUAAUGAGAUAGUUAUGGCUUCUGUGACAAAGAAUCCAGACCUGAAGAAGAUUCAAGGAGAAAUUGCAGAUGGAUUAAAGGUAACCUUUCAAUGUGAGACUGAAUCUGGGAGGGCUAAUCAACUAAAGGCGUAUAUGAAGAAUAGGAAGAAGAUUCUUGUGAUUUUGGAUGAUAUCUGGGCGAGGCUAGAUUUGGAUGCCCUUGGAAUUCCAUUUGAAAACAAAAAGAGUGAGGCAAGUUCAACUGGAGAAGAACAGAUGCAACUCAAGAUUCUCUUCACAUCUAGAGAUCUCGAUGUUUUAUCUUGUAACAUGGGUAUUAAGGUAAACAUCCGAGUUGAUAAAUUACAAGAUGAAGAAGCAUGGACACUUCUGAAGAAGAUAGUCAGUGAUGAAGUUGAAAAUUCUGAGCUCCUGGAAAAUUCUGAGUUCCUGGAAAAUUCUGAGUUCCUGGAAAAUUCUGAGUUACUGCUUACGGCAAGGGAGAUAGCGGAAAAAUGUGCAGGGCUGCCACUGGCUGUGGAAACAGUAGGAAAAGCUUUGAAAGGUAAGGAUUCUCAUGUAUGGAGGGAUGCUCUACGACAACUGAAACGGCCCUCCAAAGAGAGCUUCAUGGGGACACUUGCAAUUGUUUAUUCAGCAAUAGAAUUGAGUUACAACCAUUUAGAAGAAGAAGAGCUCCGGUUAACUUUCUUGCUUUGUUGUUUGUUGGGACACAAUUCUUCUAUCAAAGACCUGCUAAGUUAUGGAAUCGGCUUAGGCUUAUUCCCUAAUGUCAAGACAACAGGAGAGGCUCGAGACAGAGUACUAACAUUGGUUAGCAAUCUAAAGUCCUCUUCUUUGCUGCUUGAUGGUAAUAGCAAUGAUUGGUUUGAUAUGCAUGAUAUUGUACGUGAUGUCGCCAUAUCAAUUGCCUUAAGGAGCCAGCAUUGGUUAUCAUUAUCAAUAGCAGAAGACCAUAUACCCAAGGGGGGGUCAGAUUUCAAAUGGAUCAGUCUACAAAAGGCUAAUAUUAGUGAGCUUCCUGAUCAAUUGGAAUCUCUGUACAGGCCAGAUUCCUGCUCCUUCAACAAGGACAACCUACUUCCCAAUUCAUCCACUAAUUCAUCCAUCCCUUUAGGCAUGUCCGACAGCUCCUUCCUCAAAAACUCCGUCGUUACUAGAUUGGAGAAACUAUCCUUGACAAGUGAAAUGAUAUGUAACCUCCAAUUACCAGAAUACAUCUUUUCCAAUGUUAAAUCUCUGGAAGUUCGCUGUAUUCACGGUGAUUCACUGGCUUUACCAAUCUUCUUCCUCGAAAGGUUCUGCAAUUUACAAAAGCUUCAAAUAGGUUGUUCUGAUAUGAAGGAGUUGUUCCCACCUGUAGCAUCCAUUGAUUCUUCGGAAAAAGAUGUGGGAGGACGCUUGCAUAAGAUUACAAAGUUGGAGCUGAAUCAACUUGUUAAGCUUAACUAUAUAUGGAAACAAGGCCCAGCAUCAAACUUACUCCUUCAAAAUGUUAAAUCUCUUAAAGUGCUGUUUUGUGACAGUUUGAUCAGCUUAUCAGAAUCUACAGCAUCUUUCCAAAAUCUCACCACUUUGUCGGUGGCAAGCUGUGAAGGGUUAAUAAACUUAUUUUCAUUUGCAACAGCCCAAAGUCUGGUGCAACUCCAAAGUAUAAGUGUAGAAAAGUGCCACUCUCUGACAGAAAUAGUUGGAGGAGAAGGAGUUGGAUUAGCAGAUGAGAUUGUUUUCAGCAAAUUAAAAUUUUUGAAACUCAAGCGCUUAACAAGACUCGCAAGCUUUUGUUCAACAAAUUUCACAUUCAAUCUCCCAUUGUUGCAAGGACUAAUGGUGGUUCAAUGUCCCAAGUUUGAGACCUUCUGUCGCGGAGUCGUGAGGACUCCAAGCCUGCAGAGAAUAUUUACACAACAAGACGACGAAGGACGGGAGGUGGUUGAGCUGAAUAGGACCAUAAAUCAAUUGUACAAAGAAAAGGUUGGAUAUGCUGGGUUACAAGAUUUGAACCUAUCAGAGUUUCCGUGGUUAAUGGAAGUGUGGAACAAGAAUCCUCAACAAUUCUUGGAUUUCACAUGCCUUUGUGUCCUCAAAAUUUGUAAUUGUGGUAACUUGAGAUACCUCUUAACUCCUUCCAUGGCAUUGAGCCUUGCUGGUCUCCAAACGUUGGAAGUACAAAACUGUGAAAUGAUUGAGAAAAUAAUAACAGAAGAGGGAAGUACGGAGGUAGCAGAAAAUAAGAUGAUAUUCCCUCUACUAGUCACCAUUAAUUUGGGGUCAUGUUUCAACUUAACAAGUUUCUGUUCGGCAAGUUAUGGACUUGAGUUUCCAUCUUUGUCAGAGAUGCGUAUAAUUGAUUGUCCAAAGAUGGUCACAUUUGCUUCAACAUUUUCAACAGUGCAAGUGAAGGAGGCAGUUGACGGUGGAAGUAAAGAAAGGACUGGCAAGCAAUAUGCUGAUAUCCCUAACGAGCCCUUUUUCAGUGGUCAGGUCAGUAAUUUCUUCACGAAGAGUUUUUCUCUACACAUUUUAGGUGCUUUUCCUGCGCUUGUAUGGAGUACGUGCAAAUUUGGAUUAUUCAACUUCAACUAUCAAUAUAAAUAAAUUUACUUACGGUCAACUAAAUGCAUUUAUUUAUG